Paramecium tetraurelia is the source of this 2175-nucleotide messenger RNA. RefSeq lists its product as uncharacterized. The transcript is spliced from 6 exons. Gene Ontology annotation, biological process: cellular response to calcium ion. Gene Ontology annotation, molecular function: calcium-dependent phospholipid binding. The record is from RefSeq and is a predicted model, not a curated record. Lineage: Eukaryota; Ciliophora; Oligohymenophorea; Peniculida; Parameciidae. Gene Ontology annotation, cellular component: plasma membrane.
AUGAAUGACUUAUAUGGAAGAAGUGCUAGCACUGUGGAAUCUCAAUAGAAAUUAGAAUUGUUCAUCAGUUGUCGUGGAUUGGCAAACAUGGAUACUUUUUCAAAAAGCGAUCCCUAUGUGAUAAUGUAUGUGAAAAGAAAUAACCAAUGGUCUGAAGUGGGAAGAACAGAAAUCAUUCAAGAUAACUUAAAUCCAAACUUUUCAAAGUCAUUUCUAAUAGAAUACUACUUCGAAUGUUAAUAACCACUAAAAUUCAUAUGUAAUGACGACGAUGGACAUGGAUAAUAUGAUUUUAUUGGAAGUGCAGAAACUACACUAGCCAACAUAGCAGGAGCUAGAGAUUAGUUAGCAAUGUUAAAUUUAAGUAAUGGGCAGAAGAAAACAGGAGUACUGGUAGUUAGAGCAGAUUAGGUUAGAAUGAUAAAUGAUAAAAUAAUUAUGUAAAUAAGUGCCGAUAACUUACCAAAUACGAGGUUUCUACCUUGGCAUUCCACAUCCCCCUUUUACAGACUUUAUAGAAUUAGAAAGGAUACAAACUAAUCACUCUUAGUUUAUGAGAGUGAACCUAUUAAAUCUAAUUUAAAGCCUAUUUGGAAAAGAGUGGACAUCUAAGCUUAGAAAUUGUGCAAUGGAGAUUAUCUUAUGCCUAUUAGAAUUGAAGUGUGGGAUUACAGAACUUCAGGAAAUCAUGAACACAUUUGUUCUACAGAUUUUUCAGUGGAUGAAAUGAAGGAUAAGCAAAAGACGAAAAAAAUAUUGUUGGAUAAAAAUAAAAAAUAGUCUGGUUUCAUCUGUUUCAAUGAAUUUAAAUUAAUCGAAAAACCUAGUUUUUUAGAUUAUUUAUAGAGUGGUACAUAAAUAAACUUAAUUGCUGCCAUUGAUUUCACAGCAUCCAAUUAAUCCCCCAAAAAUCCAAGUUCUCUUCAUUAUAUAGAUGAUCAGUAUAAUAGAAUGAAUUAGUAUCAAUAAGCAUUACUGGCAGUGGGUGAGAUCUUAUUGAAUUAUGAUCAUGACAAAAGUGUACCAAUCUUUGGUUUUGGAUGUAAACCACGACUCCAAAAUUUGAAUACUCCUUAAACUCUGCAUUGUUUUCCAUUAAAUGGAAAUCCUCAAAAUCCAGAAGUAUUCCAGAUGGAUGGAAUUAUGCAAACCUAUAAUUAUGCUGUAAGGAAUGUUCAAUUUGAUGGUCCUACCUAUUUUAAUCCUAUCAUUUAAGAGUCGAUGAAAAUAGCCUAAGCUUGUAAGGAUAUGGGUACAAACACAUACUUUGUAUUAUUUAUUUUAACCGACGGUGAAAUUCACGAUAUGAAACAAACUAUUGAUUCCAUCGUGGCAUCUUCACAUUUACCCAUAUCUAUCAUAAUUGUUGGAGUUGGAGAUGCAGAUUUCACGAAUAUGUCAAUAUUGGAUGAUGAUGAUGGUAAUCUCCGCGACUCCUUUGGAAAAAGAACCCAAAGAGACUUGGUCUAAUUUGUGCCAUUUAACUAAUUUAAAAGCAAUCCAGAGUUGUUAGCCAAAAAUGUCUUGCAAGAAUUACCAGAUCAAUUAGUUGAUUACAUGCUUUUGAUUGGUAGAAAGCCAGGAUAAAAAAAUUUCAUUAAUUUAGGAUAGUUUGACAUCAAUCAAUAUUCAUAGCAAUAUGGUAUACAAUAACAGGUCAUGCCACCCAAUUAAUAACCAUUUUAAUAAUAAGUAUCUUAAAUACCUUAAUAAUAAUUUCAAAAUAUGCCACCACCCCCCUAACAAUUUUAGCAACCUCCUCCUCCAUAUGGUUAAACUUAAUAAGUAUACUAACCACAAUAGUCUUCAUAUCCAUCCUAAUAACCGCCAUAAUAUCCUACAUCAUAAUUAAAUUAAUACCCUCCUCAAUAACCUGCUGUCUAUCAGCAAUAGCAAUAAUUUAAUCCUCCUCCUAAUUAUUAAUAGUAGUAAUAAAUGUACCCUCCUUAACAACCUCCGUUAUAAUCAAAAUUUGUCUAAGGUCUCGCAAAUACAAAUUUCUUAGGAUAACAUAUUAAUGAUGCCCAAUAAUAGUAAGUUAAUCAAUAAUUGCCUUAAUUCUAAUAUCCCCCCUAGGAAUAAUAAAAUCAAAUUGGAAUGCAACCCUAACCGAAUUUAUAUCAAUAACCAAGAUAGCCUUCACCUUAUGUACCUUAAAAUCCCUAUGGAUUAUGA